ACAGAAACCAUCCAAAUUUCACAAAAUGUUUUCUACAAAAAACACGGCAAAAUCAGUAUCGACCCCGACGGGACUUGAACCCGCAAUCUCCAGAUAUCUCCCUGUUUCAAAACCGAAGUCUGGCGCCUUAUCCGUUAGGCCACGGGAUCUAGUCACAGAAAAAACACGUUGGCAAUUCAAACUUUUCCAUUUGCAACGAAUCAAUCCUAAUCAUCAGGGCUUGAUAGGUCUUGGACCAGAACUCAUGUCCGAAGAAGAAGUAAAGGAGGCAUUAAAACUUAAGCUCAGUGAUCGUCUGUCCCAUAAUUUAUGGAAGGUACGAGAGCAAAGCUAUAAAGAUUUGGCUUCUUUACUUCAAAAACUUUCAAUCGACGAAAGCGCACGUUUUGAAGAGUACCAAGGUUGUCUUGUAAAACUUGCUAAAGAUGCCAACGCUGCAGCACAGCUUUCAGGACUGGAAGCUAUUAUUGUCUUCGCAGAAAGAGCUCCUUCUGUUAUGGUAAAAAAAUGUGCAGCAGAAGUUUGCAAAGCUGUGGCAGACAAAGCGUUUACCGGAAGACCAACCAACAAGCAAAGAGGACAUGAAGCAUUUCUAGCAUUUGUUUAUGCUGAGGCUGGAGAACAAGCAGUAGAGGGCAUCGCCACUGGUUUCAACCAUAAGACGCCAAAGGUGGUCUCUGCUUGCGUAGAUUCAGUUAGGGAAGCUGUAGACAUUUUUGGUAUUAACGCAAUCAAUGUCAAAUUUGUCGCGAAACUGCUCCCACCUCUUAUGGAACACAGUAAUGCAGAUGUUAGAAAUGCUACGAAAGCCUUGAUUGUCGAAAUGUAUAAGUGGCUUGGUGAAGCAAUAAAACCUAUUACUGAAAGCUUCAAGGAAGUGACUAAACGAGAAUUGGAAGCUACAUUUGAUGAAUGGAAAGGAGAAAAGCCUCGUCCGAAGCGUCUUACAAAGAGCAAAGAAGAGAAAGGAGAAGAUAUGAAUCAGGAUGGUUCAACGGAAUAUGAAGAAAAAGAUGGCAAUGAAGAGGAAGUCGAACAAUCCACUGACAAUGUACUAGAUUUGGCACCAGAAAUUGAUUUGCUUGCAAAAAUUUCACACAUGAAAUACGAAAUAGAUGAAGGCAACAAAGUUGAUUUCUAUGGUGCAUUGAAUUGUAAAAAGUGGUCAGUAAAGAAGCAAGUUCUGGAUGACGUUAGUUCCAACUGUGAAGGAAAGAAGAUCAUCAAUGGCGACUUCACUCCCCUUGUAAAGGAAUUGAAAAGAAUUCUUGCCAAAGAAGUGAAUGUGAAUGUAACUGCGGCAGCCUCAAGAUGUGCUGAAAGUCUUGCAAUUGGCUUGCGAGAAAAUUUUACAACUUAUAGCAGACUUAUUAUUGCAGAGUUGCUAUCAAGAUUAAAGGAAAAGAACAAGGUCCUAGUGGAUGCAAUUAUGUCUACAUUGAAGACUCUUUUCUGUAAAAAGUGUAUUCAACUUGUAGACAUUAAGGAAGAAAUAUCGACUGCUGUGUCGAAUAAGGUUCCUACAGCACGAGCACUGGCUCUGCAGUGGAUUGACAGUUGUCUACGUUCCAAUAUUUUUCCUGGUUCAUCUUUUAAAAGUAAUGCAAAAGAUCUAGCAUCAUUGUUUAUCAAAGCAAGUGAAGAUUCGACUCCUGAAGUGCGAGACGCUGCUCUAUCUUGUUUGGCUGCUUUAACAUGCUUAGUGGGAGAAAAUGCUUUAUCUUCUUUUAUAGACUCUCUGGACACCAUACGAAAAGAAAAACUUCAACAUUAUGUUUCGGAAGUACCUGCAUUACGAGGAUCAGUCAAUAAAUCUAGAGAUGUGGUGACAUCGAAAGAACAUCAACGUGAAAGUCAUACUGCCUCUACUUCAAGAACGGUCAAACGACGAGAUGACAAACGAAUGUCACUGCAGAGCACAAGACCAAGGCUUGCAUCCAAGACGAAACGUCACUCUGUGGCAAUAUCUUCAGGUUCUUCGAACUCCUCCAAGCCUUCAAAGCCCCCAAAAUCAACAUCAUCGACUCCAACUGCAACGAAGAAUAUUGCGUCAGCUUCUACUCAAGAACUUUCUGUAGCCAAGCCACAGUCAUCGGCCGUAUAUAGUGAACAACAAGAAUCUCAACUCAGUGAAGAAGAGCUUGAGGUUAACGCGAAACAGCUUUUUCCAAACAUUCCCAUCUCAAACUUCUCAAGUAGUGACUUUAAAGAGAGAGUGGCGGGUACAGAAGAACUUAAGAAUGCAGUUCCUGAACUAUUUCGUAGUGCUACUGAUGUCAAUCAUGUCGCAAAAGUUAUCUGCGCUGUGUUAUCAAAAAAUGGGGGACUGAAAGAUUCCAAUGCUAUUGUCGUUCGCAACAAACUAGAAAUCUUGAAGAUUGUGUGCCAGUUCUGUGAUAACAUUCAACCAGAGCUCCUAAAAGAGUUUGGUAUUAAUUCUGUUGAAAAGCUGGGUGAUCUCAAAUUUUCAUCAUUAGCAACUGAUUUCCUCUUAGAAGCAGCCGAAAUUGUGAUGCCAAUUACUGUCGCUCACAUUUAUGUAUCAAAGGCUUUAAAGGAUGCGAAGAAUCCCAAGUUAGUAGCCAACAUCAUUUCUUUCUUGGAGAAGUUAGUUUUAGAAUUUAAUGUUGAGACAACCCCGAAGGAUAUCAUAUUGUCUUUCCUUCCAUCGUUAUUUGAGAAUUCAUCUCCACUCGUUCGCUCUGGUGCAACCAAACUUGCUGCAGUCCUUCAAUCCAAGUUUCCAAACUCAUCUAUCCGUACUGCAUUAGAACAGCAUGGGGUAAAGUCGCAAUUGAUUGCGAACAUUGAAGGUGAAUUAUCUAAACUACCAAAGGACUCUGAAGUUGCCAAGAGAUCAAUACGUUCCAAUGUCAAGAUAGAUUUCAUUCAUUCUGUAGAAAAUAAUCUUGGUUCAUCUUUUUCCGAAAAGACUUGUAAAACUGAUAUUACUUCAAAAGUGACUUCAAAGCUUGUAAAUGAACUUGGUGAUAAAAACUGGAAGAUAAGACAGGAAGCUCUAAGCAGCGUCGAAAGUAUACUUCGAGAUGCAAGAUUUUCUAUCGAACCAAAUGUGAAUAUGGAACUGGUAAAUGCACUUAAAAGUAGAAUAAGUGAUACAAAUAGAAACCUUGCAGCAUUUGGAUUGAGUGUACUGGAAAAACUGCUUUUAUCAUUGGGAAACUGUGGCUCUAAUAUAGCAAAGCACAUAUUGCCUGCUGUUUGCACAAUAGGUAUCGCUGAUAGUAAGAAGAAUGUAAGGGAAGCUUCUUUGGCAUGCUUGGAACGUUGUAAAACAGAAAUGGGUUUGGCUUUUCUGUUGAAGAAUUUGCCACCGAUUUUGCAACAAGACAAUGCGCAACUUCGAAAAGAAAUUCUACAGUGGAUUCUUCCACAUCUCAAAUCAUGUGAAAACUACAAGUCCUUGGAAGUGACGGAAACUGAAGUUCUUGUCUGGGUCGACUGCGCAACUGUUGGUAUACAGAGUAAGACACUUGAAGUUCGUCAGCUUGGAGAGCAGUUACUUGAGUGGGUAUCACAACAAGUCGGUGUAUCAGUUGUGCAACGUCAAGUCAAAGCCAAAUCUGAAAACCUACUGACGCAAGUGAAGCCAAUUUUGGAAAGGCUAGAGAAUGGAUUAUCAGAGUCAGAGUCAACUCAAUCCAAGUCUCAAAGCUCUGGAAGUUCUCGAGAACGUGCUCUGAGGAGACCUCAAUCUACUGUUGUGACUACUAGUAUGAAACGAAAUUUGGGAGUUCAGAAAAGUUCCAAUAGCAUUGGUAAGAUUCGAGAGAAUACUGUAGGCGGAACUCCGAAGAAGCGAACAACUUCUGAAAAGUCAAAGGAGUGUGUUUUGAAAAGGAAUGAUGGACGAAAAAACCGAGAGAGUAGAGCACCCAAGAGGAAGCCUGGUGCAGCGUUUGACACAUUUUCAACAAUUAUUAUUGAGUCAGUUCAUAAUGAACUAAAGGAAAUUGUAUCUGCAUCGCUGUUUUCCAAGAUGAGCGCACCAAGCUUUAAUUUUAAAGAACACUUGGAAGCACUCGAAGAGUUGAACUCUGCCAUAUCUGAUGACGAAAUGGCAGCCUUGGAUAAUGAAGACAUAUUAUUCCGGUGGGUUGCUUUGCGCGUUAAUGAUGAAGGAAGCUCGUCUAGUAUGUUAAAAGCUUUGGAAUUCAUUGCAAACCUUUGUUCUAUCCUCGAGCGACAUGAGUUUUACAUUUCAGAUUAUGAAGCAAGUUUUCUUUUACCUGUAUUGUGUGAAAAGUUUGGAAGUCUGAAGCCAUUGAUUCGGAACAACGUGAAACGAUCCUAUCAAUAUCUAAAAAAGAUAUUGUCAAGGGAGAAAUUUAUCCCUUAUCUUAUUGACGGUCUCAAGUCCAAGAAUCCUCGUUCUAGAAUGGAAUGCUUGGAAGAAAUUUCGAUCAUUAUGGAGGAAAUCAACAUGGAAGCUUUUCCAAUGGAGACAGUUUUUCAUUUUGUGGAACACGUUUUUGAUAAAGAUUCUUCCAUCUCCAGACUUGCUCAGACUAUUUUGAAUAGAAUUUAUUCUAAUGACCCUGGCCAGUUUUGGAAGAGAGUUGGGGAUAUAUCAGAAGGACAACGACACGGACUGGAGGAAAGACUGGGAAUGAAUCAGUUGAAGACACCGGAGAAGCGCAUAAGCAGACAGAUUACUGGCAGUUCUCUUCAAAAGCCGAAAAUUUCUUCUGCUAAUAAACUUUCGUCACGUCAGCGUUCAGAAAACUCUCACGGGACUGUCAAUGAAGAAAGGCAAAGUCGAGAAUCUCCAAAUAAUGUUCGUGAAUCGAUGCAGACAUCACUACCUGAACCUAACAUUGCUGAAUUUAAGCUUGAUACGAAGGAAGGCACAAACAUUGGGUCUUCUUCUUCAAGAAUUCCUGUGAUAUCAAAGAGUUCCUCGUUUCGACGUGCAUCAACUUCAAGCGAAGCAAAAAAUUCACCUAAUUUUAGCGAGAAAAUGAAGUCUACAGAAAUGAUGGAUGCUGUCAAAUUGGAACAAGGUCUUGAUUCUCCCGUGAACGUUACUAUUGCGGAUAGUAAAGAAUUCACACAAAUGGGAAGCCCUCAGAAGAAUGAAAACGUCGCCUCCUUGAACGCUCGAUAUCAUCGGAGAAGUAGAAGCAAAUCAUUUGAUGCUUUGACGGGUUUAGAAACGGGUAACAAUGAAACAAAAAAUGCAAUGGACUCAGAACUUUUAUCUAAUGGAGUUCAAAUGGAAGAAAAUGUGACAAAUCGUUCAUCGAUAUCAUCAGAUAAUGAUAAGAGUUUUCCUGUAGCAGCAACAGUAUCUUCGAAGAUGCGACAAAUGGAACCGACGCAAGUAAUCGAUAUGCUUUGUACUAGUGAAACAGAUACACAAAUCGAAGGUGUUAAAAGUUUUUGUCUUGUUCUUCAGAGUCCUUCUAGUGAAAGUCUUUUUUUGCCAGAGUCUUCUACUAUUACUCAAAUUUUACUAGACCAUAUUCGUAAUGUCUUUGAUUCCUGUGCUGGUGAUGAGAUGAAUAUCAGAAAGUUGAAGUAUUUUUUGAAUGGUUUGAUGCAAAUCUGCUUGAGAAAAAGUUUUGUUGCUUUGUUGGACCCACAAAUUUCCUUAUGUUUGCUGGAUGAACUACUCACAAGACUAUUGUCUACUCAAAUACCUUUGUGGAAAGAUGGAAGUCAAGUUGUACGGGCAUUGAAUUUAUUGGUACUGAAAAUUUUAGAAAACUCAGAUAGGACAUCGUUGUAUAGUGUCUUAUUUGAACUUUUAAGUAAGGAAGAAGACUCUAUAUUGAGAGAAAGUGAUAGCAGAAGUGUUGAACAAGCAAAGAAGAAGAUUUCUCUGAUAGUGAAAUGUAUCUCGAAACUUUCCAAAACUGGAUUUUCGUCAGUUAAUGUCGCCAUGUUAUUGAGAGAUAUUCAUGUAUAUUUAACCGCGCGUUGUGCCAAGAAAGGUCGAAAACAAAGUAUUCAAGGAGACACUGCGAGUGAAAGCUCAGAUUCAGGAUUUCAAAUGGUCACAGUUUUGCUGGGUGAUUUGGUGAAGAUUCAUGGCAGUCAAAUAUGGGAAUUCACCAGUCUUAUUCCAUUGGAAACGAAACCAGUGUUGAGUCGUCUACUACAAGAGUUUCUAGAUGGCAAGACAGCUCCAGUUGAAGGCUUUAUGAAGGAAGUUUUACUAGAGUCUCCUACGGAACCUCGAGCACCUCCUGAAACGGUAUCUCGUGAAAGUCUCGAAAAGAUUUUCGAAAGGAUAAGUACGAAAGAACAUACAAAGAAUGGUCUACGAGAGCUAUAUGAGUUUCGCCGAAUAUAUCCUGAUGUGGACUUGACGCCUUAUCUGGACGCGACCAGUUUUGUAUUUCGAGAAUACAUUGAGAAGGGUUUAGAAAGUAUUUCAUUGGAAGAGCAACACAGGAGAGGAAAGACAACGCAGGAGGAGACUUUCAAUGUUUCGCUCUCUCAUGAUAUAUAUUCGCAGAAGCUAGAAGAACUUAAAGUGUCGUCAAAUAACAGCAGUGACAAUUGGAAAAGUACUUCCAGUUACCGAGAUCGUUUUGCAACUGUCAACUCUCGUGAAGAUGAUGAUUCCUUUCACCGAAGCAAUAGUAGAGAAAUAUCCGUUCAUUUGAAUUAAAGCUCUUUUUUCGGUUGAAAGUGUUUGUAAAUGCCAACUUAUCCUUUUCUUUUCAUAUGAAACGUUCUCGUUUCACAAUAAAUAAAAUAAAGAUCGAACAGUAUCU
This is a messenger RNA of Galdieria sulphuraria, 6746 nucleotides long. Its product is annotated as microtubule organization 1 protein-like protein. The record is from RefSeq and is a predicted model, not a curated record. Gene Ontology annotation, molecular function: microtubule plus end polymerase activity; microtubule plus-end binding. The transcript is spliced from 4 exons. Gene Ontology annotation, cellular component: microtubule plus-end; kinetochore; centrosome. NCBI's taxonomy places the organism in Eukaryota, Rhodophyta, Bangiophyceae, Galdieriales, Galdieriaceae. Bases 26 to 6640 code for a protein of 2204 amino acids. Gene Ontology annotation, biological process: centrosome duplication; microtubule polymerization; mitotic spindle organization.